This is a messenger RNA of Gastrolobium bilobum, 2469 nucleotides long. RefSeq names its product transcriptional corepressor LEUNIG-like. Bases 1 to 2469 code for a protein of 822 amino acids. NCBI's taxonomy places the organism in Eukaryota, Viridiplantae, Streptophyta, Magnoliopsida, Fabales, Fabaceae. The record is from RefSeq and is a predicted model, not a curated record. Gene Ontology annotation, molecular function: protein binding. The transcript is spliced from 18 exons. Gene Ontology annotation, cellular component: nucleus.
AUGUCUCGCCUCAACUGGGAUGCUGGUGAAAUGUUAGAUGCGUAUAUCUAUGAUUAUCUCACGAAGAGACAAUUACAUGCUUCUGCAAAAGCAUUUCAGGCUGAAGGAAAUGUUUCAACCGAUCCUGUUGUUAUAGACGCACCCAGUGGUUUUCUCUUUGAGUGGUGGUCUGUCUUCUGGGACAUAUAUAUUGCUAGGACAGACGAGAAUCGUUCAGAAGCAGCAACAUUUUACAAUAAGAGCCAACAAAGUAAGGCUCGAGAAAUGCGGAAGCGACAAGAGCAAGAGCAUCAGAGUCCAAACCAGAAUCAACAAAUGCAAAUGCAGUACUUAUUGCAGAAGCAUGCUCAACAGCAGCAACAUAGGAGUGGAACUCAACUUGUUAGUGGGAGUGCUAGCAGUCCUAUUAGCAAUGACCCUUCGAUGAGGCAGAACGAGGCAACAUCUAAUGCUAUGGCAACAAAAAUGUAUGAGGACAGGUUGAAGCUUCCACUCCAGAGAAAUGUUUUAGAUCAUGCGGCCAUCAAGAAGGUUGAUGGUAAUGUUGGUCAGCUUCUGGACCCAAAUCAUGCCUUUUUGUUGAAAGCAGUAGCAGCAACAACUGGUGGACAUGCUACGGGACAAACAUUGCUCAGUGCACCUAGCAUUUUACAGGGGAAUCUUCAACAAAUUCAAAAUCAGAAUCAGCAACUUCCAGGGUGUACACAAGAUAUGAAUGCAAUGAUGAGGUCUCAAGCUGUUGUUCCUCAAGGAUCCUUUAUCGGUGUUCAUGGUUCAAAUCAAGGUGGUAGCAAUUUGACUCUGAAAGGAUGGCCUUUAGCAGGACUAGAUCAACUUCGUUCAGGACUUCUCCCGCCGAAUAAUUUGAUGCAAUCUCCAGAGUCUUUCAAUCAACUUUCACUACGGCAGCAACUUAUGCUUCAGACACAGCAUAAUUUAGUUUCUCCAUCUGUCAGUGAUUUUGAGAGCAGAAGAUUUGGAGUGCUUCUUAAUCAAAAGAUGGGUCUUGGGAAAGAUGGCCAAUUAAAUUCUGUUGGUGAUUUAAUUCCUAAUGUUGGAACACCUGCACAUAUUGGUUCACCUAUGUUGCCUCAUCCAGACUCAGAUAUGUCUCUUAAGCAACAAGUUCAAAAGAGUAGUCAGCAACUCCAACAAUAUUCAACACAGCGUACUCGUUCAAGCCAACAGUCUGAGAGUCUCCAGCGGCUAGAAAAAUUUGGUUCUAGCAGCUUACCAAGAAAUGACCAGGCUUCCAAAAGUCAAAUUGCGAAAAAGCGAAAGCAAGCAUCAUCUUCAGGUCCUGCCAAUAGCCCUGGAACUGCAAACACCACAGGACCAUCUACUGAUUCACCUUCAACACCAUCUUCCCAUGCAGCAGGAGAUGGGAUGACUGUGCCAACUGUCCAACAGAAUGUUCCUUCUUCAAAGUCAAUGCCUAUGUUUGGUACUGAUGGUUUGGGCUCGCUUACAUCAGCCGAGAAUCAAUUGGCUGAUAUGGACCAACUUAUGGGUGAUGGACCUUUGGUUGACAAAGUUGAGUCAUUCUUAUCUCCUGAUGAGGCAGAUCCUGAAGUAAGAGUUGGCAAAGGAUUCUCAUUCAAGGAGAUCAAGCAUAUAAUGGCAAGUACACAUAAAGUUGAGUGUUGUCACUUCUCAUCAGAUGGAAAACUGUUUGUUACUGGUGGCCAUGAUAAAAAGGCUUCUUUGUGGUGCACAGAAUCAUUUAACCUGAAAUCUAUACUUGAAGAGCACGCUCAAUGGAUAACUGAUGUUCGAUUUUGUCCAAGUAUGUUGCGUGUUGCUACAUCCUCAGCUGACAAGACUGUUAGGGUUUGGGAUGUUGAUAAUCCUGGUUAUUCUCUUCGAACAUUCACAGGACAUACAACAACUGUCAUGUCACUAGAUUUUCACCCUAGUAAAGACGACCUUAUUUGCUCUUGUGACAAUAAUGAGAUAAGAUAUUGGAGCAUAAAAAAUGGUAGUUGUACUGGGGUUCACAAGGUUGGUGUAACUCAGAUAAGAUUUCAACCUUAUUUGGGAAAGCUUCUUGCUGCUGCUGUUGAUAAACUCAUAUCCAUUCUUGAUGUAGAAACCCCGAGUUGCAGACUUAAAUUACAGGGCCAUAAUAACCAUGUCCGUUCUGUGUGCUGGGAUUCUUGUGGAAAAUAUUUGGCAUCUCUUAGUGAUGAUCUGGUUAGAGUGUGGACAGUUGGAUCUGGCAGCAAAGGGGAAUGGAUUCACGAGUUGAAAUCAUCUAAGAACAAAUUCAACACAUGUGCUUUCCAUCCCUUCUAUCCUUUACUGGUCAUUGGCUGCCAUGAUACUCUCGAGCUGUGGGACUUCGGAGAGAACAAGACAAUGACUCUGCAUGCACAUGACAACCUUGUAUCUUCCUUGGCAGUAUCAAAUGUUACUGGCUUGGUGGCUUCAGCUAGUCAUGACAAGUGUGUCAAGAUCUGGAAUUCCUAG